Messenger RNA from Drosophila novamexicana, 1218 nucleotides. Its product is annotated as mitochondrial uncoupling protein 4-like. The record is from RefSeq and is a predicted model, not a curated record. Gene Ontology annotation, cellular component: mitochondrial membrane. The coding region runs from base 114 to 1100 and encodes 328 amino acids. Gene Ontology annotation, biological process: response to cold; mitochondrial transport. The transcript is spliced from 2 exons. Lineage: Eukaryota; Metazoa; Arthropoda; Insecta; Diptera; Drosophilidae.
UUGAAUCAAAAUUGCUUUUUAAGUUUUCACUUUCUUAAAUUGUAUUUUCCAAAUAUUUAUGUGUUUUAUUAAAUUGAAAGUCACCUAUUUCCAGAAUAGCUAGCGAGGAACCAAUGGCUAAGCCGGAUAGAUGGCCGCUGGAAGGAUAUAGCGCGGUCGAGGUACAUCACGUAGCACACUACGAGACAUCGCGGCUGGUGGAGAUCUGUGUAACUUCCUUUUUGUCCGCUGUCAAUGCCGAUUUAAUUGUGUAUCCACUGGACGUGACUAAGACGCGUCUGCAAAUCCAGGGUGAGCACGGCAAUCCGUACGCCAAUAUGGCCAAGUAUCGUGGACUCUUCGGCACGGCGCUGGGCGUCAUCAAGGAGGAGGGUUUCCUGAAGCUAUAUAGCGGCUUCUCGGCGCUGCUGCUGCGACAUUCGUUUGUGUCCGGGCUCAAGAUCGCCUCCUAUGACUAUCUCCGAUCAAAAUGGUCCGUGCGAACGGACGACAAGGUAACCAUCAGCAUGCCCUGCACAAUGCUGGCGGGUCUCGUAUCGGGCGCUUUAUCCACGAUCGCCAGCAAUCCUUUGGAUUUGGUCAAGCUGCAAAUGCAGAUGGAGAGCAAGCGCACCUUGCUGGGCAUGCCGCCACGUUCCACCGGCAUCCUGCAGGCGCUGCGAUUCAUCUAUUCCCAGGGCGGACUGCGCAGCCUGUAUCGCGGCCUCGGGCCCAAUAUAAUGCGUGCCUCCCUCUUUUCGCUUGGCGGCAUUAGCUUCUAUGAUUUGGGCAAGCACAAUAUCAAGAAACUUCUGAAUAGCGAGGAAAAUUUGCUGGUGCAAUUCCUGGCCGCCAUGGUGGCGGGAUUUUUCUGCUCGGCGCUCAGCUCUCCGGCGGAUGUGGUCAAGUCGCGCAUCAUGAAUCAGCCCGUCGAUGAUCAGGGCAGACCCCUGCGCUAUAAGAACAGCAUGGAUUGCCUGCAACAAUUGGUCAAGGAGGAGGGCCCAAUGGCCAUUUAUAAAGGUUUUAUGCCCUAUUGGAUACGCUGUGGUCCUUGGUUUCUGGUAUUCUGGAUGUCAUUCGAAGGCAUACGACGUUUUAAUGGAUAUGGCACGUUUUGAACAUGAUUUUUGUAGAAUCAUUACGCAGAAUUGACAAUUGGAAUUUGGAUUUUUUUUUUUAAGAAGAUUUUUAAACAUUUUUUGUGUAGUGCAAUGAAGAGAUACGUAGUGCAAUAAA